Neoarthrinium moseri is the source of this 1254-nucleotide messenger RNA. RefSeq lists its product as uncharacterized. The transcript has a single exon. Lineage: Eukaryota; Fungi; Ascomycota; Sordariomycetes; Amphisphaeriales; Apiosporaceae. The record is from RefSeq and is a predicted model, not a curated record. Bases 1 to 1254 code for a protein of 417 amino acids.
AUGGCAGAAGUUCCUGUGAUUCAGAUCCUGGAGAAGGAGAAGUUUUUCACACAGCAUAUCGUCCCUCUUCCUCAUGCCGUGCCCUAUCCUCCUCUUACAGCGCCUUCGUCUCUUCGUCUCCGUACGAAGGUGAUGUGCCUUACAACCAACAAUGUGUCGUACGCCAGGCUCGGUUUCCUAUUCGGCUGGUGGGAUGUCCACCCCCUCCCGCCGAGUACGCCGGCUCAAUACAAUGACCCGGCCAAGUACGGCCGCACGAAUUGCUGGGGUUUCGCCGAGGUCCUUGAAUCUACCGUUGCCAGCGUGCCAAAGGGCACAUAUCUAUGGGGCUACCUCCCGCUGGGAACUCUAGCACAAGAUGUUACCGUCGAGGAAGGUGCUAUACCGGGCCAGGUUUUCGUCACGAACGAUUACAGGAAGGGCGUUAUGGCCAUCUACAACCGCUAUUUUGUUCAUCCGGCUUCUCUCAAAGACGAGAUCGAGAAGAAAGCAGACAGCCUCGCCUACGACGCAAUCGUCAGGGUCAUGUUUGAGACGUCGUAUCUGCUCAAUCGAUACGUCUUUGCCAGCGACCCCAAGGAAACCGUAUACCCCGGCAUGGACCCAAAAGCUCAAUGGAGUCCUGCUCAAGCGGACAUAGCGGGGGCGACAGUGAUAUUUCUCGCUCCGGGGUCCAAGGCCGCUCUAGCUUUCGCCUACGAACUCAGGAACGCACGUGGCGGUGCUCAGGUCAAGAAGAUCGUGGGAGCAACAAGUGAGUCCUCGAGGAAUUUUGUGGAAGGUACCGAGGCGUACGACGACGUUAUCCUGACAAGCGAGUCUUCCGCUUCCGUCCUAUCCAAGCUUCAAGUAGGCGCUAAAGACAAGGUCGUUCUGGUUGACUUUGGUGGACGUGCGGGCGUGGGUGCAAAGUGGGCGGCUGAGUUCAAGCGUACCCAUAAUAACUUUCUUAUGCUUGGUGUCGGAUCAGAGAUCAGUGAAUCCUCACAGGAGGAUGCAUUGAAAGCCCUUACGGCCAAAGGUUCGUCCGCGAUUGGGAUAAACGCGAAUGACAUGCGAAUCAGGGCUAUGGAGAAAGUUGGCGAGAAGAAAUACUUUGAUGAUUUGGCGGCUGCGUGGGAUUCAUUCAAGAAAGUUGGUAUCAAGGGUUUGAAAAUCACCUGGGGCGAUAAUAUGGAAGAUGUGAAAAAGGGAUGGGACAAGCUCUGCAGGGGCGAAGCUACGCCGGAAGAAGGUCUGGUUUAUCGAUUGUGA